Molecule: messenger RNA, 735 nt
Organism: Neltuma alba
Lineage: Eukaryota; Viridiplantae; Streptophyta; Magnoliopsida; Fabales; Fabaceae
Product: zinc finger protein GIS-like
Exons: 1
Coding region: 1-735 (244 amino acids)
Biological process (GO): negative regulation of abscisic acid-activated signaling pathway
Source: RefSeq, a predicted model, not a curated record
AUGUCAGAUAGAGUAUCCCUCGGCGAUUCUGAGCACAGGAAGCUUAUUAAGCGCAAGAUGAGUGAGGAAUCAUCAGAGCCACCUUCCAUGGAGGCCAACUCAUCAGAGGGGCUACUGACUCUGAAGCUGAUGGUGGGCGAACCCUCUUCAUCAUCAAAACCAUCCGAGGAUUGUAACAACGAAAAGAUAGCAGAAAGAGCGGACGCCAGUAAUAAUAAUCAGCAGCGAAAAUUCUGUUGCAAGUUUUGCAGCAAGAAGUUCCAUAGCUCUCAAGCUCUGGGUGGACACCAAAAUGCUCACAGGCGUGAGCGUGUACUCAGCAAAAUUGACAAAGAGCUUGACAUGGGCACUUUUGGACGCUUUGGUCCUCACUUUUGCCCUUAUUAUUCAACCAUGGCUGGUCUUCCCUUCACAGCGUCGCCUCCUUUUCAUCCGGGGCUUCAUCACCACAUGAGCCCAGUGGCUCGUUAUGGCUCGCAAGCGCCAGCCAACUCGGCCCUAGAGGCGUUCCGGUUCGGCUCAAGAAGCUCCUGGGCUGAAGAAGGAGCGGUUCAACGCAGAGCAAAUCGCAGAAGCAAUAAUAAUGUUCAGAGCUCUUCUUCACCUGCAAACACAAAGCCAGAUGAAUCAGGAGGCACUGGUGCAAGUGCAAAUGUUGGAGGCUUCGAGAGGAACUCAUAUGUGGGAAGCAUUCAUGAUACACCAUCAGGCCUCGACUUGUCUCUCAGUCUUUAA